Molecule: messenger RNA, 314 nt
Organism: Dromiciops gliroides (monito del monte)
Lineage: Eukaryota; Metazoa; Chordata; Mammalia; Microbiotheria; Microbiotheriidae
Product: 60S acidic ribosomal protein P1-like
Exons: 2
Coding region: 1-288 (95 amino acids)
Biological process (GO): cytoplasmic translation; translational elongation
Cellular component (GO): cytosolic large ribosomal subunit; ribosome
Molecular function (GO): ribonucleoprotein complex binding; protein kinase activator activity; structural constituent of ribosome
Source: RefSeq, a predicted model, not a curated record
AUGGCCUCCAUCUCUGAGCUCGCCUGCAUCUACUCGGCCCUCAUCCUGCAAGAUAAUGAGGUCACGGUCACGGCCCUGGCCAACAUUGACAUUGGAAGUCUCAUCUGCAAUGUAGGAGUUGGUGGACAUGCCCCAUCACCUGGUGCUGCUCCUCCUGGGGGUGCUGCUCCUCCUGGGGGUGCUGCCUCUGCCGCUGGUGCUGCCCCUGCUGAAGAGAAGAAAGAGGAAGUUAAGAAAGAGGAAUCAGAGGAAUCAGAUGAUGACAUGGGCUUUGGUCUUUUUGACUAAUUAUCUCAUGUAAUACAGCAAAUAAA